Molecule: messenger RNA, 1624 nt
Organism: Microcebus murinus (gray mouse lemur)
Lineage: Eukaryota; Metazoa; Chordata; Mammalia; Primates; Cheirogaleidae
Source: RefSeq, a predicted model, not a curated record
GCCCCUUCUGUUGCCACCCUGCCCCUGCUGCCGGCUCUGGGCAGCCCCAGACAGCGUUCCCUGAGGUAGUGUAUCCGGACUUCCAUCUUUGGAGUCUGAGGAAGGUGCGGCUUCCUCUGAGGUGCCCUGUGAGAUAUUAAGUCCAGUUGGCUCCAUCACUCAUCUCCUGCUCACACUCCUGCUUGCUUCUUCAGCGCAGAUCAUGAUGCCUCUCAGCCAGAAGAGUCAGCCCGGCAAGAAUGAGCAAGGCCUUCAGGCCCAAAAAGAGGCACAAGGCCUGGUGGGUGCACAAGUUCCUGCAGCUGAGAAGGUGAGCUCCACAGCCUCCUCCUCCUCUGCUCUGAUCCCAAGCACCCUGGAAGCAGUGUCUGCUGUUGGAACACCAGAUGCUCCCAAGAGUCCUCAGAAAACCUGCUCCUCCUCCACUACUAUGAAAGCCACUCCAUGGAGCCAACCUGAAGAGGGUUCCAGCAGCCAGGAAAAGAAUGAUCCAAGCACCUCACAGUUCCUGCCAUAUCCUGAGUGCUUGUUUAGUAACAUGCUAGAGAAGAAGGUGGCUGAGUUGGUGAAGUUUCUGAGUGUCAAGUAUACAACAAAGGAGCCUGUAACAGAGGCAGAAAUGCUGAAGAAUGUCAUUAAAGAGUAUAAAGACCACUUCCCUGGGAUCUUCAUGAAAGCCUGUGAAUGCAUGGAGAUGGUCUUUGGCAUUGAGGUGAAGAAAGUGGAUCCCAUCAGCCGCUCUUAUGUGCUCACCAAAAUGCUAGACCUCACCUAUGAUGGAAGGCUAAGUGAUGACGAGGGCAUACCUAAGACUGGCCUCCUGAUUCUUAUCCUGGGUGUGAUCUUCAUGGAGGGCAACCGUGCCCCUGAGGAGAAGAUCUGGAAGGUGCUGAAUAUGAUUGGGGUGUAUGCUGAGGGGAAGGAUUUCAUCUAUGGGGAGUGUAGGAAGCUCAUCACCAAAGAUCUGGUGCAGGAAAAAUACCUGGAGUACCGGCAAGUGCCCAACAGUGAUCCUCCAAGCUACGAAUUCCUGUGGGGCCCAAGGGCUCAUGCUGAAACCAGCAAGAAAAAAGUCCUGGAAUUUUUCUCCAAGGUCAGUGGGAGUGAAGCCACUGCCUUCACAUCCUUGUAUAAGGAAGCUUUGAGAGAUGAAGAAGAGAGAGCUCAGGCUAAAAUUGCCAACAAGGCCAAGUUCAGCAGCUUCUGCCCUGAGUAAAGUCUAGGAGGGAUUCUUUAUUCUGUUUGAAGGGAGUAGCCAAGUUUUUAAGUAGUGGAAGGCUGAUUGCAGAUUUUAUUGUUAUUUUUUUCUUUUUGGUAUUUUUCAAAUGUUUAUCUUAAAAAGUUUACUAGCUUCAGAAUCUAGAUUCAUGAAUGACAUUGGGCACACAUUUAUUGCUGUGUAUAAGGCUUAAGAAUAAGAGUUUUGCUAUUAAGUAAAACAAAUUGGGGAAACUUCCAUAUUAUUUUGUAAUCUGGAACAAGAUAACGUAGCGUUGGAGUUAAAAUUUCCUUAGAAAUGUGAAAGAGCCCAGUAAUAAAACCAGUGAGAUUAAUAAUUACAGGAACAACAUAAGAGAUGAUUAAUCCUAGGAUUUCUGUAUCUCCUUUAGUCUGUUGUUUUGUA